CCCUCCCGCUCCCUCUCCUUCCACCGCGUCGUUUCUCGAAGGUUGCCUCUGUCCUCAUCCUCAUCCGCACCCGCGCGAACACUAGAGCACAGAUGGCGUACAUUUCUCAGAACAUCCCGCUCUCGCUAUUUCCCACCGCACCUGCCGCCCCAAAUGCCUUCUGCCUCUUCGGACAGAACCCCAGGGACGCUUACGGGACUUACGAGGAGCUCAGGAGCGUCCUGCGGCCGUCGAACGGCCAGCAGACGCAGCACCGCCGUGCGAGCGUUGGCUCCACCGUGACUGAAGGGAUCAGGAAGCUCUUCUGCGGAGCAUAGAGCACAUCCGUCCACGUCGCGACCGCGACCGCGAAUGCACACAUCCACGUCAUCCAUCCCACAUUCUUCGCGACGAUGUCAACUCCGUGUAUAUCCCCAGUCCUAGCGCCCAUGCACUCUCUACCAUGUCAUGCCGUACUCAAGACCCAGCCCUGCGCAUCGACACUCCAUGUCCAGUCAAGUCAUAGGCGUACUCGCCCUUAUGCACCCUCCUCUCGUUUAGCAUCAGCAUCUCUUAUUCGCACCCGUUCCGCGCAGAGGACGUCGAGCCGCGUCAUCCAGCCUCCAUCUCCCCUCCAUCUCCACCGUGAGCGUGCGAAUCUCUUCGGACUCGUGUCGCACCAUAUUGCUUUGCCUAUAUCGUUUCACGUGGAUCAAAAAGAGUCCAUCUGUGGUCAGAGGAGGGGGGUAGAAGGAAACCGGGGACAAUGUCCAGAUGGACCCUUGUAGCAUAUCAUCUCUUAAAUUGUGACAUCGUUAUAAUCGAGUACCCGCGACGUCAGUCCUCGUCAGUU
Messenger RNA from Heterobasidion irregulare TC 32-1, 832 nucleotides. RefSeq lists its product as uncharacterized. The record is from RefSeq and is a predicted model, not a curated record. Lineage: Eukaryota; Fungi; Basidiomycota; Agaricomycetes; Russulales; Bondarzewiaceae. The coding region runs from base 93 to 317 and encodes 74 amino acids. The transcript has a single exon.